This is a messenger RNA of Klebsormidium nitens, 3001 nucleotides long. Lineage: Eukaryota; Viridiplantae; Streptophyta; Klebsormidiophyceae; Klebsormidiales; Klebsormidiaceae. The record is from the annotation of a GenBank genome assembly.
GUUGGUUCCCUGACCAAGCUUGAAGCAGCAGUUGUUGAGUCUUCAAGUUCUUGUCGACUUCGAAGCAGGGCGUUCAAGGCAAGCAAGAUUGUGGCAGAAUUGGGCCGGAAUUAGGGGGCUGUUGUAAGAUUCCUCUGGUCCAGGAUAGGUGCACUGAUUUUGUCUUGGAGACGGUGCAGCAGCCUCAUAAUCUCAGUGUUGCGUUCUGCUCGAUUGACUGCAUUGGAAGUCAGACGAACCAUCCAAUCAGGGGGGCUGGUGGGUCUUUAUGUAUGAUAUCGGUCAGUGCACUCCAAUUGAUAUGGUGCUGCAAUCCCAAUGCAACAACUCAAAUGUCCUACCUCAUUUGCUGGCUGUAGUAUUUGUGGCGCCCAGCGCCUCAAUCUUUUAAAGGUGGGCGUCAUACUCUGAGCCACAGCGCAGGAGCGAAAUGGCGAUCUCCAACUCUGCGGAGUGGAACGAGCUGUACAACCGCUUCUACUGUAAGCUAGAAGUGUACACCAUGUGCUGGCCCAGUGUGGACAUCAGCAAGCAUGUCAUUGCGUGUGCAAAGUUUGGUGGCCCCAUAGCCACCGUUCGCGACUCUGGCAAGCUGCUCCUCCUUGCCGCUGAGUCUACGAGACCCAAAGUAAACAUUUACAGCGCGUCAGGCCUGGCGCUGGCAUCCUUUCCGUGGGACAAGGGGAAGAUUGUCAGGAUGGGCUGGACUGACAGCGAGGUGCUGAUGUGCAUCCUGGAGGGGGGGGACAUCUACCAGUACUCCAUACACGGCACCGAGGCAGCCAAGCCUUUCUCCCUCUGGCAUCAGGUGUCGGAGCAGGUGGUGGAGGACUGUUGCUUCUGGGGCCACAGCGUGGUCAUCCGCAGCUCCACGCACCAGCUGUACAUGAUUCCCGACCUUCGGGACCCCUCUACCGUCCAGCUAGCGAGCCCAGGCCUGGAGGACCCCCCCCACAGCAUGGCGAUCAUUGAGCCCCAGUUCACUGUGUCUGGUAACCUGGAGGUAUUGCUGGCGGUGGGGACGAGCGUGGUUGUGGUGGAUGAGGAGACGGCGCAGGACCAGAAGCUAGAGUUGGGCCCCCUAACCCGGAUGGCCGUUUCUCCCAAUGGCAACUUUCUGGCGUGCUUCACCUUUGACGGCAAGCUGCGCGUGCUGUCCACCGACUUCACCAAGAACCUGUCCGAGGUCGACCUCCACACGGACACGCCCCCUGCGCAGCUUGUCUGGUGCGGCACCGACUCCGUGCUCCUGUACUGGGCGGAAGAAGGGGAGCUUGUUAUGGUUGGCCCAUACGGCGACACGAUUCGCUACUCGUACGACGAGCCCCUGGUUCUCGUCCCCGAGUGCGACGGCGUUCGCCUGCUGUCCAACUCGCUGAUGGAGAUCUUGCAGCGCGUCCCCGACUCAGUCGUCUCCAUCUUCGGCGUCGGAAGCACCGACCCUGCAGCGCUUCUUUUCGAAGCCAUGGAGCACUUCGAGAAGCGCAGCGCUAAGGCCGACGAGAACAUCCGCGCGAUCGGGCCGGCCGACCUGCCGGCGGCUGUGGACGCGUGCAUCGACGCGGCGGGGCACGAGUUCGACGUGCCGCAGCAAAAGGCCCUGCUGCGGGCUGCGGCGUACGGCCGCGCGUUCUGCGCAAAGUUCCCGAGGGACCGCUUCCAGGAGGUUUGUAAGGUCCUGCGCGUGUUGAACGCGGUGCGGCACUACGAGACGGGCGUGCCCCUCACUCUGCAGCAGUUCCGUUUGCUGACCGCCCCCGUGCUCAUAGCGCGGCUCGUGAACGCGAACCGACACCUGCUGGCGCUCGAGGUCUCCGACUGGCUGGGCCUAAGCAAGGAGGCCGUGCUGCGCCACUGGGCGUGCGCCAAGAUCGAGACAAGCGGUGACGUGGCAGAGGAGGCGAUCCUGGAGACGAUCGUGAGCAAGCUGCGGACGUCCGCGACCAUGUCAUACGCCCAGAUCGCGGACACCGCGCAUAAGAUGGGGCGGACGCAGCUCGCCGCCAUGCUGCUGGACUACGAGCCCAAAGCGGCGGAGCAGGUACCGUUGUUGAUUCGCAUGGGAGAGGACGAGCGCGCCCUCGCCAAGGCGGUCGACAGCGGCGAUACCGACCUCGUGUACCUUGCCAUCUUCCACCUCCAAAAGCACGUGCCCGAAAAGGAGCUCUUCCGGAUGAUUCAGGCCAAGCCCCUGGCCCGCGACCUGUUUGUCUCUUGGACCCGCCAGAACGACCCAGACGCUCUAAAAAAGUACUUUUUCACCACCGGCAACCCGGCGGCUGCCGCCGAGGUGCUUGUCAAAGAAAGCUAUCAGGCUGCGCUGGAGCGGUCUGGCCGCGGGAGCGCCCUGACGACCCCGCGCAUCAAGAUCCUGGAGCAGGCGAUCGAGCUGUACUCGCAGAACAAAGAGUACGCCUUCCAUGCCAAAAUGGCCGACGAGGCCGCCAAGCUGCUCAAGGCGCAGCAGGAGCUGGAGAUCAGCACGCGGCAGGACGUGUUCGUGGACAGCAGCGUCAGCGACUCCAUCCGAACGUGCAUUGCAAUGGGCAACCACAAGGCCGCCCAGAAACUGAGGGUCGACUUCAAGGUGCCCGACAAGCGCUUCUACUGGCUGAAGAUCAAGGCCCUGGCGCACGCCCGCGACUGGGACGCCCUCGACAAGUUUGCGCGCGAGCGGAAGCCCCCCGUCAGCUACGCGGCUUUUGCAGAGGCGUGCAUCGAGCAGGGCGUGAACAGCGAGGCUAUCAAGUACAUUGGCAAGAUCACCGACCUGCAAGCCAGGGCCGAGGCUUUUGCGCGUAUCGGGAUGGUCAACGAAGCUGCUGAAGCAGCAACCCAGGCUAAGGAUGGGGAGCUUCUGAACAGGUUGCGGUCCACUUUUACGAGCAACACGUCGGCAGCCGCCAUUAUAGAUACAUUCCGAGACAAGCUAUCGCUGCCAGGAUGAAUGAAACGUGAUCCAAUCAUUACUUAAUCAGGGUUCGGAUCCUUAAUUAUGUGC